Messenger RNA from Mus caroli (Ryukyu mouse), 1371 nucleotides. It is a transcript of the gene Nfkbib, whose product is annotated as NFKB inhibitor beta. Lineage: Eukaryota; Metazoa; Chordata; Mammalia; Rodentia; Muridae. Gene Ontology annotation, molecular function: protein binding. Gene Ontology annotation, biological process: cellular response to lipopolysaccharide. The record is from RefSeq and is a predicted model, not a curated record.
AGGGCGUCUGGAAAAUGUGGGGAAACUCAGCUAGCGAAUGUCCACCUCAUUUUUCUGAUUGGUUGUGGUGCAGUACAGGGGCGGGGUGUAGCUAUGUAAAACAUUUUGAUUGGGUAUAUGAGGGGGCGUGUUGGGGAAUUCCCGAUAGGGCGGAAGCACUGGAGCUCAUCGCAGAGCCCAGCGACAGGCAGGCGACCACAGGGGGCCACCCGAGGUGGCUGGGGCCAUGGCCGGGGUCGCGUGCUUGGGGAAAACUGCGGAUGCCGAUGAAUGGUGUGACAGCGGCCUGGGCUCUCUAGGUCCCGACGCAGCGGCUCCCGGAGGACCAGGUCUGGGCGCAGAGCUUGGUCCAGAGCUGUCGUGGGCGCCCUUAGUCUUUGGCUACGUCACUGAGGAUGGGGACACAGCCCUGCACUUGGCUGUGAUUCAUCAGCAUGAGCCCUUCCUGGAUUUCCUCCUGGGCUUCUCCGCCGGCACCGAGUACCUUGACCUGCAGAAUGACCUAGGCCAAACAGCCCUGCAUCUAGCAGCCAUCCUUGGGGAGGCAUCUACAGUAGAGAAGUUGUAUGCAGCCGGUGCAGGAGUGUUGGUGACUGAAAGAGGGGGCCACACGGCAUUGCACUUGGCCUGCCGGGUCAGGGCACACACGUGCGCAUGCGUAUUGCUCCAGCCCCGUCCCAGUCACCCAAGAGAUGCCUCAGAUACCUACCUCACUCAGAGCCAGGACUGUACCCCAGACACCAGCCAUGCCCCUGCUGCCGUGGAUUCCCAACCCAACCCAGAGAACGAAGAGGAGCCGCGUGAUGAAGACUGGAGGCUACAGCUAGAAGCUGAAAACUAUGAUGGCCACACCCCACUCCAUGUAGCUGUCAUCCACAAAGAUGCAGAGAUGGUCCGGCUGCUCAGGGAUGCCGGAGCCGACCUCAAUAAACCGGAGCCUACGUGUGGCCGGACCCCUCUGCACCUGGCAGUAGAAGCCCAGGCAGCCAGCGUGCUGGAACUUCUCCUGAAGGCUGGUGCUGACCCCACCGCCCGCAUGUAUGGGGGCCGCACCCCACUUGGCAGUGCCCUGCUCCGGCCCAACCCCAUCCUUGCACGCCUCCUCCGUGCACAUGGGGCCCCUGAACCUGAGGACGAGGACGAUAAGCUUAGCCCUUGCAGCAGCAGCGGCAGCGACAGUGACAGUGACAACAGAGAUGAGGGCGAUGAAUAUGAUGACAUCGUGGUUCACAGUGGCAGGAGCCAAAACCGGCUACCGCCUUCCCCGGCAUCCAAACCUCUUCCUGAUGACCCCAACCCCGCCUGACUUAAGUGCUAAUAUUAAUAUAAUUUCCAAUUUAAUAAAAUUGCAGACCUGACAACCAGAGCCCA